This is a messenger RNA of Orbicella faveolata, 2440 nucleotides long. RefSeq names its product DBH-like monooxygenase protein 1. Gene Ontology annotation, biological process: octopamine biosynthetic process; dopamine catabolic process; norepinephrine biosynthetic process. Lineage: Eukaryota; Metazoa; Cnidaria; Anthozoa; Scleractinia; Merulinidae. Gene Ontology annotation, cellular component: secretory granule membrane. Gene Ontology annotation, molecular function: copper ion binding; dopamine beta-monooxygenase activity. The record is from RefSeq and is a predicted model, not a curated record.
AAAUAGAAAAUAGAAAAUCGGCCAUUACAAAAUGCUAUUGCGGCUUCUUUGAAAACUUUCAAAUGGUUCGCCCAAACUUCUAUGCAUGGUUCAACGCCGGUUAACAAUAUUUUUCACGGACUGAUUGAUACAAUAACAAACACGAAGCUUGCCUUACUCCUUAAUAUAACGCGAAUAUUUAAUUUACUUGCGUGGCGUGUCUGACUAGGAGGGUUGUCGAAUGCUCGCGAACUGAGUCUGAUCAUUUAAGAGCCAAGGUGGCGAACGAGCCGAGACUCAGAAAGUCAUUUGGCGAGAGACGUAACGUUCUAGGCCUUAUCAAUAGACUAGUCUCUUGGCUUUAUAGCCGGGAGCUGUAAAUGUUGUAGGAUCGACUCGACCCGUAACGGUUCAUUUGAAAAGACGUGCCGAGUCACAGGAAGUCGUUUCAGGAGAAACGUAGAAAAUUCCAGCAUAGCAUUAAUUGAAGAAGCGGAGGAGGGUAGAAAUGUGUCGGUAUGGACUCGACUCAACCAAGAUCAUCACGACCCUCUGAUGAAAAGUCGACCCGACUCGAAUCAUUUCGCGCAAGAACUUAAGCGUAACGUUGUAGGGCAAGCAGAGGAGGGAUGUGAUGUUGUAAUGCAAAUGACACGAUAGACAUGCAGAUGGUCGAGUGAUGCCAGAGGUCGAUUCACAGCAGGACUAUGAGUUGAUUUCACUGAAGGAGGAGGACGGAAAAACCAUAAUGAAGAUAAAAAGAAAGUUUGACACUUGCGAUUCAGAGGACAACAAAAUUGAGGCUGGAACAACCAAAGUUAUUUAUGCCUACCACCCGGACGACCCUUCCUCAGAGGAUGAAAUUCCAAUGCACAGUCCUCAAAACAGGGGAGCUAGAAGCCUGAUGCUGCUUAACAGUCUUGAAAAAGUGCCAACUUUACCAUCGGACACUGAAACAUUCGUAUUGAGACACAACAGGACCGCCGUGUCAGCCAACCGCACCACCUACAAGUGCCGAGUAUUCGAGAUGCCUAAAUUUAGUGAAGUACGCCACAUCGUAAAGGUCGAGCCUGUUAUCCAGGCAGGUCACGAGGGAAUGGUUCAUCACAUGUUGUUGUACGAGUGUCGAGAUGAUUUCAAAAGAGAAUACUUGAACUACUCUGGUGAAUGUUACGGUCCUAACAUGCCUCCGGCGAUCGAUGAGUGUGCUGGGUUUUCAACUAUUGCAGCUUGGGCUAUUGGUGGAAAAGAGUUUCAUUACCCUGUGGAUGCUGGUUUUCCAAUCGGAAAAGCUGAUAGCCCAAAGGUGCUUAUACUGGAGAUGCAUUACGAUAAUCCUGAAAACAAACAAGGGAUAACAGACAGUUCAGGCCUGAGGUUCUACCACACCAAACAAUUAAGGAAGUAUGAUGCAGGGGUGCUGACGGUAGGAGCAAUGGUCUUAGAUUUCAUGAUAAUUCCACCAAGACAGAAAAGUUGGGAAACCACGGGUGUCUGCUCAAAGGAAUGCACACAAGAGGGAUUUAAAGACUCUACGCUUCCUACAGGAGGAAUAAAUGUCUUUGCUACCUUGUUGCACACUCAUCUAGCAGGCCGCAGAACCUGGCUUCGUCACCUGAGAAAUGGUAGAGAGCUGCCUGAUAUAGUCAGAGAUGAGCAUUACGAUUUUAAUUUUCAGGAAUAUCAACUGCUGCAAAAGGAGGUCCACGUUGCUUCGGGUGACUCCCUGGAAAACGUUUGUAUUUAUAGCACAGAGGAUCGGAAGACAGCUACAAAGGCGGGACUUGGAACUACCCAGGAGAUGUGCUUAUCAUAUGUCAUGUACUAUCCUAAAGUCAACCUAACAAACUGUCGGUCCACUGACGCCACGGCGUUCUUUUCAUGGCGUGGGAGAUAUAUUAAAGGAGGCGACGAUAUGUCGAAAGCCAGUUUUUGGACUGACCCAGUGAACACAGGGCUGAAAGAAGCAUACCGAGAUUCCAAAGAAGUAGUCGUCUUUUGUAAUGGUAUCGGAAAUGCGCAAUUGCCGGUAAUUACGUUCUUUAUCUCUAAAUGUCAAUAUUGCUGCUUUCUGUAUGUAGACUGAAGAACAGACUUCGCGAUUUGAUUUCUUUAGCAAGACUUUCCAUACUUUGCCAAAGGAACCAAGGUAGUGUUUUUGUGGGAUCGCUCUUUCCGAAACCAGAAGAAAAAAAAAAAAAUAAAUCGAGUGAAAAUGAACUCUGAAAAUGUCACGGUUGCAUAACAACACCUUACAGAAUAAUGAACCAUCAACGUUUUCUCCUGACGUUGGCUUUUCUUUCCUUCCUUUGAAAUGAUUUUUAGUGAUUUUUUUGGUUAAAACUUUCCGUGUACCCCUAGGUUCGUUACGUCAGUUGAAAAAAAAUAUAUAUGCGAUCUUCUUCUAAACGCACUUUACGGUUUAGUUUUCAAGCCGUGAACAUACACACACACACACACA